Molecule: messenger RNA, 2492 nt
Organism: Toxotes jaculatrix (banded archerfish)
Lineage: Eukaryota; Metazoa; Chordata; Actinopteri; Toxotidae
Gene: gfi1aa
Product: growth factor independent 1A transcription repressor a
Exons: 6
Coding region: 1013-2230 (405 amino acids)
Cellular component (GO): nucleus
Source: RefSeq, a predicted model, not a curated record
GUGGGGGGUUAAUGAUGUAAAACAGUAAGGCUUGAAGUCAGUGCGGGUAAGCUGAAGCAGUGUAACUGUAAAGGGAUACUUCAGCUCCCCACCAGCAGGCUGUUGUGCGGAGCGGCCGUGCGCGUCUCAUUAACAGGAUCACUUUACAAGCCUCAAACAAAUAGGUCAUUAUCCAUCACAGCUGCCUGCGUGGACCAUCCACAAACACACACACACACACACACACACACACACACACACACACACACACACACACAUUUUAUGUCUCAUCACAUUCAAAUUUUAUGGUCAACAGUGUGUUUUUGAUGAAACUCUUCAAAUAAACUGUGGCCAGUCUGUAGUAUGUCCAAGCCAGUUUAGGCUUCUAACGUCAAUCUCAACCGCUUUCAACAGACGGGCCUGCGCACAAAUCCAAUCUCGGUUUUAAUUUAUUUGACUGUCUUGCUAUGUUUACACAGCAUUUCUAACUGUGGCCCACUUAGAAAUUAAUAUAUACUCGAUAAACUUUAUAUCCUUAUAAACAAAUAGAAUUUCAGAACUACUUUUGAGCUUUUUAUGGCAAAGUUAACCGUCAUAAUAACACCAGGGAAUUUAUAUCACACCACUUAACCCAUCACGCUAUUCAUUUUGACAGUAAAGAUUUAGUCUUAGUCAAAAAUAAAGGCUAUAGGUUAUAAAGCAUUCCUGAAAACGGAGUCCCAUUUACAGCCAUGAGUAAAGCAUUGAGGACAUACAAUAUCUUCUCCUCAAUCCCAUAUCUACCGGGGACCCUCCGAGGGGAAGGGGGUCUCGCUUUUGGCCACCUGCACCGCGACACCUGGUAAACGAUACGCCCUCUCUGCGCAUGCGUAAUAGCCUGCCAAAAAUCCCAACGCCGUCUCGCCUGUCAACCAAUAGUGACCCAAUCUGUCCGGAGAUAAAGUCAGAGCAGGGUGGAGACGGGUGAAGUGAAGUGGAAGAUUUCAGACCUGAGCAGCACAGACUGAGUGAAGGAGAGUGGAAAAACAAAACCAUGCCGAGGUCUUUCCUGGUGAAGAGCAAACGGGCCCACAGCUACCACCAGCCCCGGUACCCUGACGAUGACUACAGUAGACUGGACACUAUUCUGGCUCACGCGUGCGCGGAGACCAAAUCUCAGGCGGAGUAUGAAUCAAACUUGGAGCCGCAUGAGGAUGUGUCCGCCGGCACUGACAGACUGUCUCCCGGGUCCCGGCUGAUGUCCCCGCGGUCGCUGUCCUCCAGCUCCCCGCUGAGCUGCGGAGGCAGCGUGUGUGACCGAUCGUCCGACUGUGAUUUCUGGCGUCCCCCGUCUCCCUCCUCCUCACCAGAUUCAGAGAAAUGCUCCACCCCAGCAGCGGAGGACGGUCACCACUUCAACAUUCCCUUCUUUCCUUACUCCUGGUCAGCAUACUCCGGCUCUGAGCUGAGGCAUCUGGUUCAGGGACCGUACCGCCAGCACCAACACCACCACCACCUCCAGGGCCACAGGGAGCCUAAGUCACCCGUCAGCAUCUACGGGGCAGACGACAGCGGCACCGAACCGCUUUACGCACAGCGGGGUCCCGCGGCCGGAUGCUUCCGGGAUUUUUCUUCCACGACCCAUCAAAUCCGCAGGAUGCGAGACGGAGACGAGCUGUAUCUGGAUGUAAAGCAGAAGCCCCGCGGUGCGGAAAUCAAGUCUGAAAAUGAUUUUAUCUGCUCUAACUUCGAGUCCAGUGGAUCCUACAAGUGCAUCAAGUGUUGCAAGGUGUUUUCCACACCUCACGGAUUGGAGGUUCAUGUGCGGCGGUCGCACAGCGGGACCCGGCCUUUUGAGUGCGGGAUCUGCGGUAAAACCUUCGGACACGCAGUGAGCCUGGACCAGCACAGAGCAGUUCACUCACAGGAGAGGAGCUUCAGCUGUAAAAUCUGCGGCAAAAGCUUCAAGCGCUCCUCCACACUGUCCACGCACCUGCUCAUCCACUCGGACACGCGGCCUUAUCCGUGCCAGUACUGCGGGAAGAGAUUUCACCAGAAGUCAGACAUGAAAAAACACACUUUCAUCCACACAGGUGAGAAGCCGCACAAGUGUCAGGUGUGCGGGAAGGCCUUCAGUCAGAGCUCCAACCUCAUCACACACAGCAGGAAACACACGGGCUUCAAACCCUUCGGCUGUGACCUCUGCGGGAAGGGGUUUCAGAGGAAAGUGGACCUGAGGAGACACAAGGAGACGCAACACGGACUGAAAUGAACACACCUCGAUGCUUUAAGAUGAAAAAAAAAAAGGAAAAUCCUGCACUUUUAAUGUACUGACUAUGCAUAUGGAUGGUCGUGUUUUAAUUUAUUCUGUUUUAUUGUUUGUUACUGUUUUUUUUUUCCCUACAGUUAAAUGUUAGUUAGUUAAAUAUUUAGCCUGAGAUAUGCUAGUUGAUUUUAUGGAAAUAAAAGUUUAUUUAUCGAGUGUGUUUUUAAAAAGUAGGCUGUGAAUAUUAAAAACUCAGCUGUGUUUCCAA